AUGUCACGCAUAUUCGAUUUUGUGGGUGAUAUAGAUUAUUCUAAAGAAACAUGGUGUUUAGUUGUUCGUGUUAUUAAUAUAUGGAGUGUCGUUAAUAGCAAGGGCAUAGAAGACAUGGAGAUGGUUGUAAUGGAUGUCAAUGGUGAUCGAAUUCAAGUCUUGAUUCAGCCUGACCAUAUAACAAAAUGGAAAUUGUUGUUGAAAGAAGAUAUGACUUGCGUGAUAAAUAAUGGUAAUGUGUACGACAAUGAUUUUCAAUGGAAGUUUUGCGAUAAUAUUAAGAAAUUUGUUUUCUUAAGUGAAAUCAACUGUUUCGAAUGA
Molecule: messenger RNA, 321 nt
Organism: Lathyrus sativus (Indian pea)
Lineage: Eukaryota; Viridiplantae; Streptophyta; Magnoliopsida; Fabales; Fabaceae
Source: the annotation of a GenBank genome assembly